Auxenochlorella protothecoides is the source of this 489-nucleotide messenger RNA. RefSeq names its product Box C/D snoRNA protein 1. Gene Ontology annotation, biological process: box C/D snoRNP assembly; snoRNA localization; maturation of LSU-rRNA from tricistronic rRNA transcript (SSU-rRNA, 5.8S rRNA, LSU-rRNA). Bases 1 to 489 code for a protein of 162 amino acids. Gene Ontology annotation, cellular component: nucleus; pre-snoRNP complex. NCBI's taxonomy places the organism in Eukaryota, Viridiplantae, Chlorophyta, Trebouxiophyceae, Chlorellales, Chlorellaceae. The record is from RefSeq and is a predicted model, not a curated record. The transcript has 4 exons.
AUGGCCGAGGCAGACGGUGCCACGGAGCGGGACCAGGCAUCCGGGUCAUGUGCAACGUGUGGGAAGGGCCUGGCCAAGUACCGCUGCCCCCGCUGCACCACCCGGUCGUGCAGCUUGGAAUGCGUGAAAGCACACAAGCAGCAAUCAGGGUGCUCUGGGAAACGCGACAGGACGGCCUUCCUCGGUCGUGCGCAGCUGGAUGAGCGGAGCCUGUUGUCAGAUCUCAGAUUUUUGGAGGAGGUGCAAUUAGCCGACGAGGUGGCAAAGAGGGCAGCCCCCGCCAGGCCUGCCAUGCUGCUGCCCAGGGGUCUGCAGACCUUGCUGCAACAGGCAAAAAGGCGAGGGGUAGAGCUGCACCUCCUGCCCAUGGGCAUGGCCGCCAGGAAGACCAACACAACGCGGUAUAAUCCUAAGCAAGGCAUCAUGGAGUGGAGACUGGAAUGGAAGUUUCAAUCUGCACCAAACUUCAAGCCCGUGAACGCAAGGUGA